AUGCUACGAUUUGUGUCAAAUAAAGUUAUAGUUUUUCCCACAUCUCGUGUCUACUCCAGAAGGAGCUAUGUUGGUUCCACUGCUUCUUCGAACUUAUGGACCACCGUCGUUCCUGCUCUGGCUCAGUCCGGUGCCAUCGAAGCGUUACACGCAGCUGUUGAGUUGCUCAAUGAAGGCGAUAAGCCACAUGAUACUUCUCCGCUCGUUCACCUGCUCCGUGUCUCCGGAAACCAUGGCUACGUUUCUUUAUGCAGGCAGCUUCAUGGUUACGUCGUGAAAAAUGGGUUUGUUCAGACACGCGUCUCAAAUUCGCUGAUGAGGUUUUACAGGACAAGCGACUCGCUGGAAGAUGCCCACAAGCUGUUUGAUGAAAUGUCUGACCCAGAUGUCAUUUCUUGGAACUCAUUGAUUUCUGGUUACGUUCAAUCGGGAAGAUUCCACGAAGGACUCUCCUUGUUUCUAGAGCUCCACAGAUCUGAUGUCUUCCCUAACGAAUUCUCUUUUACAUCCGCUUUGGCUGCUUGUGCAAGACUGAAACUUUCGCGGCUCGGAGCCUGUAUCCACUCAAAGAUUGUAAAACUUGGCAUAGAGAAAGGCAAUGUCAUAGUGGGUAAUUGUCUAAUCGACAUGUACGGGAAAUGUGGUUCCAUGGAUGAUGCAGUUUUGGUGUUCCAAUUCAUGGAAGAAAAGGAUACAGUUUCUUGGAAUGCCAUUGUUGCUUCCUGCUCAAGGAACGGUAAGCUUGAGCUGGGACUUUGGUUUUUCCACCAAAUGCCAAAUCCAGACACUGUAACAUACAACGAGCUCAUCGAUGCUUUCGUCAAGUCCGGGGAUUUCAUCAAUGCCUUUCAGAUUCUAUCGAGUAUGCCAAACCCUAAUUCAUCUUCAUGGAACACAAUAUUGACAGGUUAUGUUAACGGUGAUCAGUUUGGAGAAGCUACUGACUUUUUCACCAAAAUGCAUUCGUCAGGCGUCAGAUUUGAUGAGUACAGCUUGUCAAUAGUUCUGGCCGCCAUUGCUGAUCUCGCUGUGGUUCCAUGGGGAAGUCUCAUCCAUUCUUGUGCUCUCAAGCUUGGCCUAGAGUCUCGGGUUGUCGUUGCGAGUGCUCUGAUAGAUAUGUAUUCCAAAUGCGGAAUGUUAAAGCAUGCUCAGUUAAUGUUUUGGAAGAUGCCUAGAAAGAAUCUGAUCGCGUGGAACGCGAUGAUCGCUGGUUAUGCUCGUAAUGGCGAUUCAACCGAGGCAAUGAAGCUAUUUAACCAAUUGAAACAAGAAAGAUUCCUGAAACCUGAUCGGUUCACAUUCUUGAACCUCUUAGCUGUGUGUUCUCAUUGUGAAGUUCCAAUGGAGAUCACGCUUGGCUACUUUGAGAUGAUGAUUAACGAGUAUGGGAUCAAACCAAGCGUAGAACAUUGCUGUUCUCUUAUCAGAGCUAUGGCGCAGAGAGGAGAAAUUCGGCAGGCGAAAAAGGUGAUUCAGGAAUUCGGUUUUAGGUUUAAUGGUGUGGCUUGGAGGGUUUUGCUUGGUGCUUGUAGUGCUAGAAAGGAUCUGAAAGCUGCAAAAGUCGUCGUCGCUAAGAUGGUUGCGUUAGGGGAAGCUGAUGAAGAUGAGUACAUAUAUAUAGUGAUGUCGAAUCUCUAUGCUUACCAUGAGAGAUGGAGAGAAGUUAGUCAUAUUAGGAAGAUAAUGAGAGAGAAAGGGGUGGAGAAAGAAGUUGGCUCUAGCUGGAUUCAAGAGCAAAACGUUGCAUCACAACUUUAGCAUCUUUUACGUUUUGAGCUUUUGGUUAUGU
This is a messenger RNA of Eutrema salsugineum, 1789 nucleotides long. RefSeq names its product putative pentatricopeptide repeat-containing protein At5g47460. NCBI's taxonomy places the organism in Eukaryota, Viridiplantae, Streptophyta, Magnoliopsida, Brassicales, Brassicaceae. The record is from RefSeq and is a predicted model, not a curated record. Gene Ontology annotation, biological process: RNA modification. Gene Ontology annotation, molecular function: RNA binding; protein binding.